Paramuricea clavata is the source of this 21584-nucleotide messenger RNA. The record is from the annotation of a GenBank genome assembly. NCBI's taxonomy places the organism in Eukaryota, Metazoa, Cnidaria, Anthozoa, Malacalcyonacea, Plexauridae.
AUGUCUGGGCCACGUUGCUGUAUCAUUGGUGUAUGUUUUAUCGUUUUACAACUGAUUUCUCCGUUAAUGGCACAGCAAGGUACGUCGAAUGUACAUUUUAAAGUAUAUUGUAUCAAGCUGGCUUCAUAAGCGAUUUUAUAAUGCAGUCAAAAGUUCGUUAAUCUUCAUUUAAGACAGUACAUACUUCACAGUUGAGUGAUAUUUGAUAUAUAGUUCGGAUGUUAUAACAAUUAGCCAUUUAGCCGCAGCAUAAACUUUUGAUGGCAACCAAAUGUGUAAUCCAACUUGCUAUGUUGAAAUAUAUACAUUGACCAUUGUCAUUGAUCGUAGAAUCGAGCAACAAAUGCUAAAAUAAAUUAAACAAAUUAAUACUUUAACAUACAAGCGGUAGCCUUCGGUUCUCGGUGUUUACAGUAAAUAAACACUGAUGUGAGCGAUGUAUUUAGAUUUUAUUGUUUCUGACAACUUUAUUAAAACAGGACCACACGUUUUUGGUAUUAUUAGGAUCAAAUAUAAACAGUGCAAGCCUGUUUUAAAGAUGUAAAAUAUAUUCUAAAGUAUAUAUACAUACAGAUCAAUCAACAUUGCUUUAAGUUUAAAAACCUUAAAUUUAAGUUCAUAUCUCGUUAUUCGGAUAGUGAUAAGCCUUAGGAAUUUUGCGAGGAAUUUCGUCUCGUAAUAUAUUCGCAUGUCAUGUAUAGGCCAUGUAGAAUGCUUUUGCGUCUUUCAAUAAGUUCUUAGUGUUGCCAUGAGCUUUUAAUUCCAAUAAGAGUGAAUAAACUUUGACGCAACUAAUAUAGACAGUGAUACGUCUGGACAAAACUUUAUAUUUCAAAUACAAAGUGUGAUAAUCCAUAUAUAUUUAUACGUGGUCCACUGCAUGCAAGCGCGUCAUUAUCUGCGCAAAUUACCAACUCCAAAUUGCAUUCGUACUAUACGCUAUAGCCAUAUUGACGGAUUCAGAGAGAUCUGCCUAUGCGUACAAAUACGACAUUUAUACACGACCCAUGAGGAACAUAUUACGCAUGAUUUGUCCCCAACUUCCCAGAAGCAUAGCCUGAGCCAAUAUUGUUUGAUAUAGAUCGUGUUUAUUCUAGCUCGCUUCGCCUUGUGUUUUAAAGUAGGGAGUUUAUAUACACAUGUAAAGGCCCUAGCUGUCACACUAUUGGCAUUGCGUAUUGGAGAAACGUAUGAGAAGCGUAUCAAAAUUAAUGAAAUAAUUUUCAUACGCACAAAAUUACAAAAAUAUCUUGAAAUGCCAGCGUAUGAGUACCGUACAUCUGGCGUACCUCUGGCGUAUAAACGAUACGUCCGAAUACACACAAAAUGUUCAAGCAUGCUUAACAAAAUGUUUCUGUCUCGCCGUAUGCAUGCCACCGUAUGCGAUCGUGCUUGAAACUGUGUUGAAACGUAUACAAUUCUAUGCCUAUGUCAGCGUUUUCCAGCGUAUGUCAGCGUUUUCCAGCGUAUGAGUGAUAUUUUUCGUACGCUGGCAUGCGGCGUGCGCCAGUACGAUAUGCAAUGGUUUGACAGGGCCUUAAGACGGCGACGUCGGGACGAUGACUUUCAAUACAACGGCAUAAAGCCUAUUGCACAAAAGAAAUUAUUUAAUAAUGAAAGCUAGCAGGGGUUUUAGACAUCGGUCCAAUUAGCGCCGUUGCCAACGGCAAAAUGCAUAGUUUCAUGUGUCGUAUAUAAUACGCUAGCAUUUCAACUUUUCAAGCCGUUACAAGCACUUUUCCCGCCAAAGUUGAUCCAAAUUGUUUCAAAGGUUAAAACUCUGUUUUACUCGUUCGAAAAUGUAUUUAAUUCAUACGAAAGUAACUACAAGACAAUAUUUCUAUACAAUCAUUUUUUUAUUUCAAACUCGUUUAUUCAUGUAUACGUAAUACAAUUUUAAAACGCGUUUAUGCCAAAAAGAUGUUAUGUGUUAUAGAGUUACAGGAAAUCAUUAGGAACAUCAUAUUGUACUUUUAGCACAUGUUAUAUAAUGUAACAAAAUAGCAUCUGGAAAUUCGAUAACUGGCACAUGUAAUACAGGCGUCCAACAGCGGGGUAUAAUUUUUGACUUAAUUGAUACAUCCUUCGAUCUUUAUUAAGAUAUCUGCCAUUUGGCAUUUUGAUAUGAUUUUUAACGAAAGCGAAUUCAUAUAGUUAUUUAUGUUAACAAAGAACACAGCUGUCGCAUAUAUUUGCACUUGGCAUUUACUUUCGAUGUUGCCGCCAAACAGGUAGUCAAAUUGAAUAUUUAUGAACGAUAAUGUCGAAAAUGGAUUUUAAUUGUCCGUAAUCGUUAAUUAUUUAUGGUGGAUAGCCGUGUGAAAAAAAACGUAGUGUUAAACGAUACGUAUAUUAGGGAAAAAAUGGAUUCAAACUUUUAUGUCCAUACUUUUAUUUAUAUAAGUAAAGAGAUUUCCGUGCAGUUGAAUGAAAUAAAAAUCGUGAUCUUCAUGGCGCGGAACGUAUUUUUCAUAUGUGAUGAAUUAUCGUAUCGGCGUUUUGAUUGGCUGGUGUUUUUGCGCUCGUAUAAUUGUAAACACUAGCGGAUUCAUUAAAAAAUAUCAAACUCUGCGAGCAAAGUCCUCUCGUAUUUCUUCUCGGCACGGCACGGAGAAGCGAGAGAGACUCUGCAGAACUUGUGUAUAUUCUUUGUGGAGCCGACAAUCCAAAAACUUGAAUAAUUAUACGUAAUUUCAGGUUUGAUACUGGUUUUAUAACCAAACCGGAAACUACUUAUUAAAUCUUCUUCUGGGAAAUAGGCAGUUGCUUAGCAACCUUCGCGCAUGCUCAAAUGAAUCUAUACACAAGUUCUGCAGAGUCUCUCUCGCUUCUCCGUGCCGUGCCGAGAAGAAAUACGAGAGGACUUUGCUCGCAGGGUAGAUAGUAAUGUACAUGAAAAAAUUUCUCAAUUCUGAUUGACUAAGAACUUUUUCGAAUAUUUACAGUGCCAAAAAAUGAAAUACAAUACAAAUUUCAUUGACUAUUUAGGCUUUCUGAUUGGCUUGUAAUAUGAAACAAUAACAAAGUUAGCCAAUAAGAUACAGCAAUUUCCAGCAGAAAUAAUACAAAAACAUAAAUUAUUUCCAUGUGACUGCAUAAUUUUUUCAUGUAUAUUUUUAAUAAGUAUAUAUAGUAGUAUAUUUUUAAUAAGUAUAUAUAGUAGUAUAUUUUCUCGUGCAAUUUGAAAAAACAUACACUCAUCAUAUGAUCAUAAGUUCAUCAUAGAUUUGCAUGGCGAUAAAACAUAUAAUACUUAUAUAAUACUUUCGUUUGCCGAAACACCGUGUAAAUUUAUUACUGCAGUAAUAAAUGUACGUGGUGUUUCCACAAACGAAAAUAUUACAUACACUCUUGAAUUUUGAUAGUCUUCGAAGAACUCACUCGUGCAUGUUUUUUUCAAAUUGAUGAUUCCCCUUUUUACGUUUUCGUAGCGCUUUGCAUUGUGGUUAUAAUGGUAUCACUGAUAAAGAUAGCGGCCUCCGGAAUGAAAAUAUUGAAUGUUUUCGCGAAUAUUUUGCUGUUAGCUAUCGCGCACCUGACCCUAGCUUUUUUUAAAAGUUCUUGCACGGGUCAGGACAAAAAAUAAGCCAUCUUGAAUAUCAGUGAUACCACUAUAACCACAAUCAUCAAUUGGCACUCGAAAAUUCAGUCGUGGGUCUAAUGGGCAUUGCUUAAAGACAUAUAUAUUGAUUAGAUUUUGGUUAAAUUUUGAUGAAAUUAAAUUUCGAUAUAUCCAUCUAGCAUAGUCUGGUUAUUUUAAGAAGGACGACUUAAAUAAAUUCAGGCUUAAACAAUCUGGUUAUGUUCGACCAGGACGUGACGUCCUGGGGCGGGUUGUAUAAAACUCUUAAUCACUUUUUUGAUCACUAUUUUGUAGUUAAAUAGUGAUUAACUCUCAAAUACGCGCUUCUUAUUGGAUGACGUUUCCACUAACUAUAGUUAACUUUAAUCACUUUUUUAUACAACCGGCCCCUGGUCGAACAUCCCGAGAGAAAGAAAAAUAGUCUGGUUAAUUUAACCACGAUGUUCUUCUGGCCCUGGUCGAACAUAACCAGAUUGUUUAAGCCUGAAUUUAUUUAAGCCUGAAUGGGUGAUUCCAGCUAUACUAUAUAGACAAAAAUUUGAUCUAGGUAAGAAGCGGAACGAAAUCCAACAUGUACCAUAGCUAGAAAGAGCAUCUUAGAAUGAGUAAAACGGCAAAGUUUGGUUGCGAAAUGUUGUAAAAUGAAGAAAAUAUAGCCCUAUGAAGUUCCGGCAAAUUUUGUAUAUAAAAAUAACCAUAACUUUCGGCUCAAAAAUGGUUGCUAUGUUUUCCUCAUUUUACAACAUUAAAAGCAACCAAACUUUGCAAUUUUACUCAUUUUAAGAUGCUCGUUCCUGCUAUGGUUAUGGAUUUCGUCCUUCUUGUCUAGAUCAAAAUUUCGUCUAUAGCUGAAAUAUCCAUUGAUUAGAGUUCUAGUUGAUCAGGAGAACAUCGUGGUUAAAAUUGACAACUUGCAUGUUAGACAAAUUUUUGAUCUAGCCUAUCUAGGCAAAAAAAAAGUAAAUUCCCGCUAAGAACUUAUUAAAAUUAGUAAACUUGCAAAAUUUGACUGCGAAAUGUUGUAAAGCUUGGAAAAUAUAGCCUUGCGAAGUUUGCAUAUUUUCAGUAUAUUUGUAUUACGUGUGGAAAUUGUUACCAUUUUUGAGCCGAAAAUGGUAACAAUUUCGCUCGUAAUACAAAUAUACUGAAAAUAUGCAAACUUUGCAAGGCUAUAUUUUCCAAGCUUUACAACAUUUCGCAACCAAAUUUUGCACUUUUACUAAUUUCGAUAUGUUCUUUUUAGCUGUUGUGUCUGAUUCCCUUUUCUGUGCUUAGAUUAAAAUUUUGUCUAACAUGCAAGUUGUCCAUUGACCAGACUAUUUUUCUUUCUCUCGAUAUAUAGGUACUAACAGUACAAGCUGUGAGGAUAGGGAAACAUUUUUCAAUAACCAAACCAUAACAAACCCAACGAACAACUCAUUACUUGGGUUUAUCCUGCUAUGUACCACAUCGACUGUGUUUGAAGUGCGGUAUACAAAUAAACAACUAUGCACCUGUGGUAGAUAUGUAGGAAGUAAAAAAGAUGGCAUAGUUAAACCUUGUCACUCACGCUUACCUUUGGACUUUACCGUGCAAAUAUCAGUCGAGAAAGUUCGCAAUCGAUGGGGUGAAAACUGCACAUUUCAUUUACUAAAUGUUGGUGCACGUCAAUUUUUUGAUGUACAAUUGAUGACAAUUUUGCCAGGAAAAAUUUUCACAUCACAACCUUCCGAUCGAAUCACUUUAAACACAGGAAACACUGUCACCCCAACACCUAACCCAUCCAUCAUACUACUCCAGUCUGUAGUUCCGUCCAUUCGUCAGAGUCCAGUCCCAUCUAUUCAACCGAGUUCGGCCUUUAUACAGACUUCGCCAUCACUGUCUGAAGUUUCGUCUAGCAGCUCAGUGUCUUCUGACAGGGAAAAAGGUAGAUUUAAUGCAUGUGUGAUGUGUUCUGCGAUCAUAUGAACCAUAAUAUGAUGCAUGGGCCGAUAUAGCGAAAACUCCAGUACACCGAUACAUCCCUAUACUUGGAAGAGGUAAAAAAAAAUUUUCAGGACAUACCAUUUUUCACUAACUUUCCAAUUUAUGUACUGUAAUUUCGGUAAUAUUAAAUUUAUCAAAAUGUUUGCUAUAACUGUUACUUUUUAAUCCGAGCCACUCAAAUAUUUUCGUUGACUACGAGAAUUAUUGGCCGAUAACUCCGUUCCGACUAUGCUCCUUUAUUUUGCCGACAAGACAUUUUGAGAGGGAAGUCACCCCCAGGGCCGCCGAGAGCUUGGCGAGGGCCCGGGGCAAAUUUUUUUAGGGGCCCUAUUUCAAACAUUUUUCCGGAAAAACAAUUUUUCGGAUAACAACCUCACCCCCUCCCCCCUCACCCCCGUCGACGACAACUUUUUAGGGAAAAAAAUUUUCCGGACGAGUACGAUGUAAUUACUUUACAGCGACUUUACCUCAAUUUUUCAUACCAAAUUUCGUUACUUUGCCCAAAAAAACAAAUAUCUUGCCCUUUGCGCGGAAUUAUUUCUUUCAAAAAAAUAACUGGGGCCCAACAAAAAAUUUCUAAGGGCCCCCAGAACCUGGAGGCCCGGGGCAAUUUCCCCCCCCCUGCCUCUCUCUAGGCGUCUGGUCACCCCAAUAGCUACGGCCCUGAGAAAGUGAAGUGAAAUAACCGAAUAGUGUUAAUUUUAACCAAAGUGUUUGUAGAGUCGGUGUAUUGUCGUUUCAUGACUCCGUAUAUAACUUCUGCAUGCAGACAAACAAAUAAAAAUAAAUUGGCCAACCAACAGGCAAACAAACAAACCGUAAACCCACAACUAUUUUCUUUCUCUCGAUAUACAGGUACUAACAGUACAAGCUGUGAAGAUAAGAAAACAUUCUUCAAUAACGAAACCAUAGCCAACCCAACGAACAAUUCAAUACUUACAUCGUUCACCAUUGAAUGCACAAAACCUACUGUAUUCGAAGUGCGAUAUACAAAUAAACAGCUGUGUGCUUGUGGUACAGAUUUAGCAAAUAAAGAAAAAAUCACAUCUAAACGUUGUCAGGCAAGAUUACCUUUGAAAUUUACCGUGCAAAUAUCAGUCGAGAAAGUUCGCAAUCGAUGGGGUGAAAACUGCACAUUUUAUUUCGAUUCUGUAUUUAUGAAUAACAGAUAUCUUGAUUGGCGUAUUUUGAGAAUUUUGCCGGGAAAGUUUGUCACAUCACAACCUUCCGAAAGUUUAAUCACUUUAAGUACAGGAAACAUUGUCACCCCAACACCUAAUCCAUCCAUGAUACUCCAGUCUGCAGUUUCGUCCAUUCGUCAGAGUCCAGUCCCAACUAUUCAACAGAGUUCGGCCUUUAUCCAAACUUCGCCAUCAUCGUCCGUAGUUUCGCCUAGCAGCUCAGUGUCUCCUGACAGCGAAAAAGGUAGAUUUAAUGCAUGUGAUCUGCAAUAAUAUGAACUAUAUUCAUGAACCGAUAUAGCUAAAACCCCAGUUUACCGAUACAAGUAGUAUAGGAAAAAUUACACGGUUCGAGAAGUAUUAAUGAAUCGCACACGUGUUUGGCGAAAUAUUUAUGAUACCGCUCGUGCGGCACCAAGUAACUGGGAUAGCGUAAUCCAUGCCUAUGUCGCUUUAACGAACAGUAGUUUCUUCGUGAAGCGAGUAUAUUAUUACCUCUGCAGAUGUGUUCAACUAUAUAUACUUCAGAUAUUGUAUGUUGAUGAAACUCCUUAAGAGUUUGAGUGUGUUUGACUUUUUACAAUAUUCUCAAUUUAGUCGUUUGUGCAUACGAAAUUGCAGUCUGCCUCUGUAUCAUCCAAAUAACUAAGGGACCGGCCAUUCUUUAUGGCGGGGGUCGCACCGAAGAGAAAAGGGUUGGGUAAACAAAAUUUUGAGUGAAUAAAAGGGUUAUUGUUAUUUCAAAAGCUAGGUUCACUCAAAUAGUGAAGACUAUAAAGAGCAAUGUGAACAGUCAUAAUUUAUGUCAAUACAAUAUGUAAAUCAAUCAGAGUCACUAUCUUGAUCAUUUUCAAUUUUCUGAUUUGUCAGGAGGCAUAUUGUGUCUCCAAAGAAAGUACAUGUGCAGACAACAUGAAACUUUAGACCGCAAAAAAAUUGCACAAGCAGUUAUCAAACUCAUGUCACAGAAGUUAUGAAGAACAUUUCUCUUCGGUUUCACCCCCCGCCAUAAAUUUAAGACUGGUCCCUAACAAUCAGACCCAGAAACAAACUAGCAAAUGAAUAGUUUGGAUAAACUGAGAAUAACUAACGUACAUCUUUUCUUUCUUUUCAGCAGACGGCUGCAGUCCAAGGGAAAAUUUCUUCAGUGAAUUCUCUAUAACCGCGAAGCGCAAAAAAUCAUUGGAGACUUUUACCAUCGAAUGUACCGCAGAACCAAUUGUCUUCGAAGUGCGGUAUAGCAAUAAAAAACUAUGUGCUUGUGGAAGAAUAACUAAAGUGGCCACAGAGAAAUAUGACAAUUGCAUUAAAAAAUUGCCUUUGGAUUUCACCGUGGUUAUAUCAACUAAAAAGAUUCACAGUCAACGGGGUGACAAUUGCACAUUUAGAUUCACAUUUAAAGAUAAAUCUGUACUUACCACAAAAUUGGGAAUUUUGCCAGGAAAAGUUGUUACGUCCAGUUAUGUUAUCGCUAAGACUGUAACUAGAACGUCAGUGGUUACUCGUUUAUUCACUUCCUAUAUUACAAGUACCAUAAUCCUUAAUGGUACUGCACAGAUUGGUCAGCCUUCGGUUACGUCAUCACCAAUGGUUAGCCAAUCAGAGCUUGGAAAUUCUACGACGAGAUCAGGACAAAUAAGGUUGGUAAAAACAGACCUUGUAAAAACAGACAUUAUUUGCCUCAGAAAAAAGAUUGGGGAACAUUUUCAACUUUUUCGCAUACGCGGGAAAAUCUUAAGAAAUCAUUAUACCAUAGUGUGGUGUAUGACCCAUGAUGCUUUGGGGUCAUCAUCCACGAGGACGAGAGUUGUUUUGAACAUGAUAUUAAAAACACAAUGAAUAUCGAAGAACACUACACAUAGCUACUAGUACUAGCUGUGCCGGGUGUCCCAAAAAAACUGGACACCGUUGAAUUUCAUGUAACGUAAAAGCUAUAACAGCUAUGGCAAUGAAAUAAAGAUCAUUGCAUUCAGAAAGGACUAACUUAGCUUUUUAUAUGUAGCGCUUGAAUUUAUAAGCAACACUUUGAGGCCCUUUGACUGCGCUAUUGAUGUUUGAACGUUGAACUACAAAAAAUGCCAAAAGUUAGCAUAAAACAAUCAUCGAGUUUUCACCAAUUCCUAAAAUACAUUUCAAAUUCAAACAGUUGUAUCUCGUAUCAAAAUCUAAGUUAGUCCCUUCUGAAUGCAAUGAUCUUUAUUCCAUUGCGAUAGCUUUUAUAGCUUUUACGUUACAUGAAAUCAAACAGUGCCCAGUUUUUUGGACACUCGGUAGUUUGUCAUUUGAGAUCGACAUGUAACAACAAAGUAUACCUGAAUGUAUUUAAGCAAACAAAUCAUUUUUAUUGUUGAUUUUAUUCCUGCUAACUUUCACAAAUGAAUAACAAAGGCCUGACACUAAAGGCUGCUUUGCUGUUGGAAGUUUAUUAUGAAAUAAUUAAAUUAUAAUGAAAGCAUAGAUUUAGUUUUGUGUUUGUGUAUGAUUCAAAAUGCAUUUGUCGAGGAAAUUUGUACUUUAAAAUUUAGAAAGAUUUAAACUUUUCCGUACCUAGGUAUGAAAAACGCUUAACAGGAAAUAAUCUUGAACUGUCUGUGGCAAUAAUAUGAACAACCUUUUGUUGGUAGGGGUGCAACUACCUGAAAAAUAUAAGGAGAAUUUCGUCGUUUCGAGCGAAAGGCCUUCAUCUGGAGUAACUUCAGACGAAGGGCGUUCGCUCUGAACUUCAGACGAAGGGCCUUCGCUCGAAACGUCGAAAUUCUCAGUCCUUAUAUUUUUCAGGUAGUUGCGUCCCUAUCAACGAAAGUUUGUUCAGCUUAACUGGAAAGCAGCCUUGAUCUUUUCGCAUUUAAAUAUAUCAUAGCAAUGGUAACACUUUUAAUAUCGUAUCUAUUUCAGCUCCGCCAUGAUAAAUCCGGAACCUUCUAAAGAUUCAAUCCCUGUCUAUACUGCAAUUGUUAUCACCCCAACACGUAAUCCACCAAUACUCCAGUCUACAGUUUCGUCCAUUCAGCAGAGUCCAGUUCCAUCUACUCUCCAGAGUUCAGUUCUUGCCACACCAAGCCUGGCCACAGAACCAACCGUGCUGAUGACGUCAUCGAUAAAAGAGACCUCUGCCCCAAAUACCUCGACUUUUAUACAAGCUUCGCCAACAACGUCUGACGUUUUGCCUAGCAGUACAGUGACUGCUUUGGAGAAAUUUAAAGAAGGUAGAUCAAUGCACGCCUCUGAACUUUUCCUCCUAAAGUAACAUUUCAGAAUGGUGUAGUAUAAACAAAAUUAGUUUAGUUUAUGUUUCCUCCUGUAGUAACACUGGAUCAGUAAGGAGUGACUCUUACUGCAUUUCUAGAGUUUAGAACUGAUAUCCAGUAUAAAUAAAGUUAGUUUAGUUUAGAUUUCCUUCUGUAUAGUAUAGGAGUGACCUUUACGGAUAACAAUUUAGAGACAGCAAUUUAGAGAAAAACGAUAAAGCUGAGCCGUAAAGGAUUGCUUGCCACUUGCGUGUUAUAACUAUACGGUAUUUCUUUUUUCAGACAUGGAUUACAUCAAUAACCUUAAUACAUCAACAGUGAAUAUCGGCGAUAAAAAGAAGAUUGAGGUAUAAAAAUUGAAUACAUAAUUGCCUAAUAUAUAGAGAUAUACAUAUGCAGCUGUUUCAAAAAAGGUUGUCCUUCAAAAAUCUCAACUCUAAACGCGCAUGGUGUGAUGGGUAAACCUCUUACUUAAGGCCUAAAACGUGCGAAUUUUGCAUUGUAACUUAUGGCAAGACAGACAAUAAGCACUUAAGAUGUACAUCUAGCAGUGCACCAGGAUUAUAUGCUCAAUCAAAAGCCCUAAAAAGACGUUACCAAUCACUCUUUAUUUUUUUAUAAUCCCUUUAACAGUUCGAUAUAUACAUGUAAUAGCUGAAAUAAUAGAAUUAGUUGGUAUACUUCAUAUGAUGCAUACGUGUUUACGUUUUCUAUUUUUUAGCGAAUUUUAAACGCUGCCGCAAAUUUGAUAAACUCGAACCUAACAGCCGAAGGUGAAAACGAAGUGAGUAAUGAAUUGUUUUUUUCGGGUGUUUGUAUCAGAAUAUUUGUUCUUUAAUAUUCCUAUACCUUCAAUAUUCCAAAAACAACUUUCUUUAGUUGAAAACCCAGUGUUCAUGAGUAUUCGAUAUUCUGCUUGUUCGUGUCCUCUAGUAUAGAUAUAAAUUUUGAUAGUUAUUUUGCAACUCGUAGGAUCCAGGAAUGCGGGCAGUCGAAGCGUUAGAAGAUCUUGGAAAUUCCAUUGCUCGACAACUUGAUCUUGGAAAUCAGAGUUCUUUUGAGGAAGUCACUGAGGACUUGGGUGAGAAAAUAAGCAAGAUAUUAUGUAUAAUUUAAGUUUAUACAUCUAUCAGUAUUGAACUGUUCUGCGUAGAGGUCCAGUUAGAGUCAUCUCUUAUUGGUCCAGUGUUACUACAGGAGAAAAGUCAGAAAACCUAAGCUAAACUAUAACUUUAUUUAUACUGGAUAGCGCUAUCAGUUCUAAACUGUUCUCCAUAGAGGUUCAUUAAGGAUCAUCUCUUAUUUGUCCACUGUUACUAAAGGAGGAAACCUAAACUAAACUAACUUUAUUUGUACUGAAUAUAGCCCUGUCAGUGCUAAACUAUUCUCCUAGCCGGUCCAGUUAGAGUCAUCUCUUAUUGGUCCAGUGUUACUACUGGAGAAAACCUAAACAAAACUACCUUUAUUUAUACUGGAUAGUUCUAUCAGUUCUAAACUGUUCUUCCUAGAGGUCUAGUAAGGGUCAUCUCUUAUUGAUCCAGUGUUACUACAGGAGGAAACGUAAACUAAACUAACUUUAUUUAUACUGGAUAGCUCUAUCAGUUCUACACUGUUCUCCCUAGAGGUCUAGUAAGGAUCAUCUCUUCUUGAUCCAGUGUUACUACAGAAGGAAACCUAAACAAAACUACCUUUAUUUAUACUGGAUAGCUCUAUCAGUGCUAGAUUGUUCUCCUAGAGGUCCAGUAAGGGUCACAUCUUAUUUUUCAAGUGAACUAAACUAAUUACUAAGCUAACAUGCAGUAGAUGGCAGUUUUAAACUGUCCAGUAAGAGGCAUCUUUUAUUGAACUAAUAAUCUAUACUUCUGCAAGAAUCAAAUAAAAUGAUUUUUGUAUUUUUUUUAAUAGUUUUUGGCGCUGCAGUAAUCAACACAACGACAUCACAAGCAUUUUCAUUUCCUUCUGAUGAAAGUGAAGCAACUGGACACGAAAAGAUAGAUAUUCCAAGUUCUGUUUUCGUCUCUGAAUCUGGAUCAGGUGAGAGUUUCAGAACUGUUUUUCAGCUCCACGCUUAAAUAUGACAUGAAAUUUUUUAUUUUCUUGAAGUGCGCUAAUUUAUGACAUCACAUUGGUUGCAAACUGAACUUAUACUGGUUAAUAUAAAUCUAUUAACUCUAAAAACUGUAGAUAUCAGUUCACGUUUACCAGUGAGCGAAGUUUGAAGUUAUCAUCUUGGAUGAUAGCAGUGAUAUUCAACCAUUUUGAAGAGCUUGCAACCAAUGUGAUGUCAUAAAUUACAUUUCAAACAAAUUGAAAUUUCUCGGGAACAAACCAUAAAAACAAGAAACUAAAAAAUAAGUUAUACUAUACAGCCUAAAGAGACAGUUCUUUCAUUCAAGAGAAUAAUAAGUUUCAUGUCAUAUACACUUUAAAAAUAUCACAGCUUGUCAAACGCAAGAUGUGUUUGUGCGGAAAAGUUGUUAUCAUCUUUUAACAAGGUUGAUGAGGCCAACAGACUCGCAACAAAUUGUUCUAACAAAUCUGAUAUCGUCUGCACGUAACAAGUUGCUAACAAGUUGAUGACAACAAGCUUGUAUAGCAAAUUGUUACGAACGGCCUGAAUUAGUCUUGUUGGAACAACCUGUAUAUAGCACACUAUUGUUAAUGCAAAUCUAUUUUCCAAUCCCUAUAGACAAAGCAUAUUUUGUUGGUAUAAUCUUCAAAGCGUAUCGUGAAAUGAGGAACAAUACUGGAGGCUUAACAAUGGGAACUAAAGUUAUAAAUGCCAUUGUAACACCUUCGCCAAGCAAAAAUCUGGAUGAUCCUGUCAAAAUGACUUUUGAGAAAAUUAAUGUAAAUAUUCUUACUGGAUUUGGAUUCAGUAAACACGAAGCUCUAGGAAGAUGUUCUGUGACUGGUUGACUAUGACAAUGACUAAAGACGUAAUUGGCUUACAUAAACAAAAGGAAUAUUCAGGGACGCCGGAACGAUAAUAGGGCAAAGGGGGGCGGACGCACACCAAGGGCACCUUUAAAAUCAAUUUCGGUCAGUGUACCAUUUUAGGGGUCAAAAAUUUUUUCCGGACAUACAAAAAUUUUCCGUAAAGCCAAAAAAUUUUCCGGAUAUCUUAAAUUUUCGCCAUUUCUUCAAACUAUUUUUCUAAAUUCAAAAAAUUUCCCAAAAUUUUUAUAAAUAUAAACUAUAAAUUACCUGAAUCUCGUGAUUUUCCUACAAAAAGCAUCGUUGGAAAUGUGAUUUAUCACGUAUUAUUUUACAACUAAAAGGGCACUUCUGCCCCCCUGCCCCCCCUAGCAAAAGGCAAGGGGGGCAGCCGCCCCCACCUGCCCCCCAGUUCCGGCGUCCCUGGGAAUAUUGUUCUUGCUUCGUUCUUUAGAAAAUUCAUUCUAUAGCUUAGUCUUUUGUCAUUGUCAUAAUCAACCAAUCACAGAACAUCUUCCUAGAGCUUCGUGCCGACCCUUUGGAUUGGAAAAAUUUGUCGGCCCCCCAAUGAUUCCUCUUGGAUGAAACAGGCUGUAGUGGCAACCUUUUGGCAGGGCCGCCGAGAGGGGGGGGGGGGGAUUGCCUCGGGCCCCCACCUUAAUAGGGCCCCAACUUGAGAGCGAGAACCUAAAAUUGAGUAGGUUCUUUAAAUUGGUCAGAGCAUUUUUGAAAUUGAGGGCCCCUUACAGUAGCUCCACAUGCAGUCUAGCUAAGGUAUAGUUGGGCGACUGACUUGGGUCUAGCUUAAAAAUAAUGAUGUUAUAGGAUUUAUACGGCCCCCAGAGAAGAUUUUUCCCGGGCCCCGCGAAUUCUCUCGGCUGCCUAGCCUUUUGGGGGUAAAAAGAUACACUAUCUGCUCUAUCUAUCUGAUAUGGAGGACUCUUUAGCAUUUCGUGAAGCAAAACGCAGCCGAUUCAAAAAAGUUGUCCUUUGCAAACUUUAAACUCUAAACCUUAAACUCUAAGCGUGCAAAGCAUAAUGGGAGCAUCAUUUAAUGAGUUUAGAAAUCGUAUAUGGGGCCCAUUUCUUAGAGACAUGGUAAAUAUCUCCCCACGAGAACAAUUCAUUCACAAAUAGCUGCAAUAUUCAACUACUAAGCUUGAAACUUGUGCUUUCAAUUAAGCUUUGCGCGCUUAUAGAGUUUAAGGUCUAAGGUUUAGAGUUUAAGGUUUCCAAAGGACAACUUUUUUGAAUCGGCUGUAUAUAUUAUUAUGAAUUCACGUUUUCUAAAUUCAAUUGUAUUAAUUCCAGAUCUCGUAUUUAAUUUUUGAUCUGUAAAGUACUUCAUUACCUUUUUGUGAAUUCAAUUUAUUUUCUGAAUUAUUUUAAAGGUUGGUGAAACGUUUGCCCAAGAAUGUUCAUUUUGGUUGGAGAACAGCACGUACGUAACAUCUACACAAAUUUUAAAAUGCAUUCAUUUACUUAAAGCAGAGUAGCGAAAUAUGACUGAUAUUAUAUCUAGUUGCCUUGGGCUUAUCGCCGACGUUAAUAUUUUAAUUUGUAUACCAAAUUUCACACUAAUUAAUUGUAUUAAUGAACCACCAUACCAUUUAAUUUUCCAGACAUUCUGGCCAAUAUGGUAGAUGGUCGACAAACCAAUGUUACAAAACAUUUGAAAAUCAAAGUCACAUCAAAUGUGAAUGCAAUCAUUUUACAAACUUUGCUGUCUUGUUUAAAAUUUCCAAUGACCAGGUUUGAAAUUAUUUAUUUGUAUUAUUUGCGCAUUGUCCAUUCUUGUCUUGGUUAGGUUGUACAUGUGUUAUGAAUUAACUCAACUCAACUGAAUUAAACUAACUAUUUUUCAUUUUGGAUAAGUUCCAUCGGACGAAACCUUUCCUAAUUGAUUGAUUGAUUGAUUGAUUGAUUGAUCGAUUGAUUGAUUGAUUGAUUGAUUGAUUGAUUGAUUGAUUGAUUAAAAAUUAAGAUCACAUGGCAGUAGAAACUGAAUUGCGUGACUUAUCCAGUUCACUACAGGAGGAAACCUAAACUAACUUUAUUUAUACUGGAUAGCUCUAUCAGUUCUACACUCUUCUUUCUAGAGGUUCAGUAAUGGUCAUCUUUUAUUGAACCAGUGUUACUACAGGGGGAAACCUAAACUAAACUACCUUUGUUCAUACUGGAUGGCUCAUGAGUCAGUUCUAACCUGUUCUCUCUAGAAGUCCAAUGAGGAUCAUCUCCUAUUGAUCCAGUGUUACCUAAACUAAGUUAGCUUUUUUACACUGGAUAGCUUUGUCAGUUCUGAAGGUUUCUCGUAUAAAAGUCUGGUAAGGUUUCCCUCUUAUAUAUUGGCCAAUGUUACUGCAGGAUGACCUCAAACCAAAGUAGCUUAUUUAUACUGGAUAGCUCUAUCAUUUCUAAACUGUUCUCCCUAAAGUGGUCUAGUAAGGCAGAUCCCUGUAUUGUCUGCAACUACAGGAGGAAACCUAAACCUACUUAUAGUGGAUAGCUCUAUCAAUCCUAAUUAUUAUUUCUGUAGUAGAAGUCCAAUAACGGUCAUUAUUUAUUGACCUAAAGUUACUGCAGGAGGAAACUGAAGUUCGAGGAGAAUUCUGUCCUGCUGUAUCUGCGGUGUUUUUAAUAGAGUCAAACUGGAAGCCCUCUUCUCAUAUGGACUGACUGAGGUGAAAUUAUAAUCAGAGAACUGCAUAUUGCAAGAUCAAACAAUAGAAUAGAAUAUAGAAUAGAAACUUUAUUUCACGAGGGAAAACGUAUGUCACUGACGUGAAAAACAGUUUCAUUAACCACUGUGUAUGUUUGUUUACAGGAUCUUUCAGAAGAAGAUACGUUCAGUUUGACUAUCAUUACCUACGUUGGUUUAAGCUUGUCCAUUUUGGGAUGUCUGCUAACAUUCAUAAUUUAUGUCGCUUUAUCGUAAGUGCAAUGUAUAUCGUGAUUGUCGAUCUGGUUAUCUUGCUUGUUCUUGUUCCAAUUUUAAUUGAGUUGAUUUUAAUAUUUAAUAUUUUUAGAAAUAUCAAAUCGGACAGAGCAGUAAUCCAUACAAAUUUAGUUCUGGCGCUUGGCAUCGCUGACGUAAUUUUCCUAGUGACAGUGGCUUUCAAACCGACUGGGGUAAUGACAUUGAGAAUGUUUUAAUUCUGGGGAUUCAUGGGCUAAACUGUGGGGGAGUAUUUCGUUUAGGCUCAUCUGGACUGGAGAGAGGGGUCUAAAAAAAGCUGUGUGAUAAUUAAAGGAAAAUACGGUGGCAAAACAGACGAAAAAAAUCACGAGUUGUAACAAACUGCAGCAGACUUUGUAGCAAUGCUGUUCCAACAACUUGUCAACAGGAUGUGUUCGCACUGCUUGUUCCCAGCUUGUUGACAAGUUGUCAACGGCAGUUGACAACUUGCUACAAGGUUUUUGAGCUCAACAGAAUUCUUACAAGUUGUUUCAAAAACUUGUUAUAUCGUCCUGUAAUUCAAUAGUUUGUCAACAAGUUGUCAUGAGUGACAACCUUGUAGCAACUUGAUAAAAUAACAGCAUUAUUAUAACUUGUUGACAAGCUUGCUACAAGCCUGUUGCGAACACAUCUUGUUGACAAGUUGUGAGAUUUUUACGUGUGUGCAACUUUCUCUUAUCCAUUUUUCAUAUUAAAUUGCAGGAUUCCUGUCUAGUAGUGGCAAUGUUGGCAUUUUUUUUCUACCUUUGUGUAUUUUUCUGGAUGUUGGUGGAAGGUGUUUAUAUUUACUUGAUGGUCAUCAAAGUAUUUCGUGGUAAUGCUACCAGGAGACAAAAAAUUGCCUACGUUGUAGGUUGGGGUGAGUGGGUUCAUUGACUCUUUAUACAUCAUAAAAAUAACACCAUGCAUUGCAAGCUAACGCCUUUCACGUUUGAGAUCGUGGGCUCGCGCAGCGGACUCAUGUCAAAAGAGUCUGUCAACGUUCUGCGCCGAAAGUCGUGGGUUUUCUCCCACAGGCUAAGUUGACAUGGUUAGGUUGAACAUAAAAAUUCGAAUUCGCUGGCAACGGUCCUAACUACGAGCUAGCACACCGGGCACACGACGUUGUUUCAACGUUGAAAUUUGGUAGAAAAAAGGUUGCGACGUCGACAACCUAAUAUCUACGUUGCUCUGACGUUGUUUUACAAACAUUGGUUCAACAGCAGCCAACAGACGUUGAAUUAACGUUCAUUCAUGGUUAAAUGUACGACGUCGAUUUGUGAACCAAUCACAACGUUGUUUCAACGUGGAUUCAACGUUGAAUUAUGGUUGACGAGAUUGGCAACCUAAUUUCAACGUCGCUUCAACGUCGAAACAGUAACGUCGAUCCAAUUUGCAUAGUCAACCCUUUUUCAACGUCUAUCCAACGUCUGGAAGGUCAUUUCCAACGUUGAUUCAACGUUGGAUAAAAUGUUUUCUCUGUAUCAAUGGAAAGAUCUGGUCUAUAUUUUUCAAAUAUCUAGCGAAAAUGGACCUCAUUCUAAUUUUAUCUAUAGGGCGCUUUCCAUUUAAUGGCCUGACCGGUUAGACCCGAAUUAUUUUCUCAUCAAUGGAAAGAUCUGGUCUAUGUUUCUCAAAUAUCUAGCGAAAAUGGACCUCAUUCUAAUGUUAUCAAAAUUUUCCAGUCAGAUAGGUCCGAAGCCCAAAUGUUUUGUGUUCCAUUCAAGAAUUUGACCGUUCUGACCGGUCUGGCCGUGUUUAUGGAAAGCGCCCCUAGAUUGUUUCGGUCAGGUAGGUCCGGUGCCCAGACGUUAAUUUUUAUGUUCCAUUCGACAAACCAUAAGAAUGAUAUAGUCUAAUGUGAAUGUAAAUAAUGUUGAAAUUAAUCAAUUUUCCCAAUAGGUUGCCCACUUAUUAUUGCAGUUGUCACAUGGGCUGUUUUAAGAAAUGAUGUCGUUUCUAAAUUUCAGUAAGUACUAGCAAAUCUUUCGGUUCUUUUCGGGUUUGCAUGCUAACUGGCUCCAAUGGGUGAUUCCAGGAAUGAACUAAAUUUUGAUCAAGGUAUAAGAAGAACGAAAUCCAACAUCACAGCUAGAAAGAGCGUCUUAGAAUGAGUAAAACUGCAAAGAUUGGUUGCUAAAUGUUGUAAAAUAAAGAGAAUUAAUAUAGUGAAGCCCUGUGAAGUUCGCAAAUUUGUAUUCCGCGCGGUAAAAAUAUCCACUUUAGGCUCAAAAAUGGUUAUUUUUCACGCGCGUAAAUGCAAAUAUAUGCAAAAUUUGCGAACUUUACAGGGUUAUGUAUUUCCUCAUUUUACAACAAUUCGCAACCAAACUUUGCAAUUUUACUCAUUUGAAGAUGCUCUUUCCAGCUAUGGUAUAUAGGAUUUCGUUCUUCUUGUGUAGAUCAAAAUUUCCCCUGUAGCUGGAAUUAAUCAUCCAUUCGACAUAACAUUUUCAUUUAUGAUUUUGCAGCUGUUGGUUAUCAGUCGAAACCGGAGCCAUUUGGGCUUUUGUUGGUCCUGGAUUGGUGAUUAUUUUGGUAAGUAGGGUUUUUUCAAUGCCUUUGACCAGGACGUCCUGCUUGCGUUAACCAGAGCUAUGGUUAGCCAGAGCUACCAGAGGACCUUGUGCUGCGCUUUUCACAGUCGUUCCUGGUCAGGUCUUAAAAUGUAUAUAUACUCACUUGGAUUACAAACCCUAACAACAGCAUUCUAAUGGUAGGCCAUAUCCUAUCAAAGGGAAGAUGGCUGUGAAACUCAUUAGAAUAACAAUAUAACUCAUUAUCUAUAUGUUGGUCAACGUUUAUUCGACGUUUAUUCAUAAAUCUGGUCCUUCACCGUCACGUGUGUAUUGUAUUUUUGCCCAACUAACCAAUUGCAAUGUUUUAGGAAAGUCAGCACCUAUCCGUGACUCGAACAAUAGGGAAACUGGAAAUUGCUAUUGGUGGAUUUGGUAAAAAUGCAAUACACACGUGACGCUGAAAGGACCAGAUUAUGAAUAAACGUUGAUUAACAUAGAUAAUGAGUUAUAUUGUUAUUCUAAUGAAUUUCACAGCCAUCUUCCCUUCAAUAGGCUAUGGGUAGGCCUGGCGGAUAAAUAACCAGAAAAUUUAAAUUUUAAUACUAAGUUAACUCAAAUAGUUUUAUUCCCAUUAAAUUAGCCUGUUUAUUUUUUAGUUCAAUUUAAUAAUUCUUCUUGCUGUCAUGAGAACAACUUGGGCAACGUUUGUUGAUGACAAAGAAUAUGGCGGCUUGAAGUAAGAUGUUCGUUAAAUCACUAAAUAGAGGAUAUUACAAGGCGGCGCAAAGAUAUGACUUUUAUCUUCGAGUGGUCAAAACAAUUAUAUUUUACGGACGAACGUACGCAGCGAGUGAGUAAAAUAUUGUGUUUAACACGAGAAGAUAAAAGUCAUAUCUUCAAGCCACAGUGUAAUUAUGUUCUGUUUAUUAUAUAGUCCCAACCAUUUGCCUAUACAUCUUUUGGAUGUAUUGCAAUAGUUCAGUGGUUGAAUCUCCUAACACAAUUAGCAACUCACCGGUAACCUGCCCGAGGCAGCACUUUACCUUGCGAUAGUAACUUCUAGUUAUAUAGUCCCAAGCAAAAAAUUGUGAAAUUUCACGCUCAAAAGCAAAUUGUCACGUGAUCGAUAUCUUCACUAUAGUGAAGAUAUGGAAAAUAUCUCACUGUCUAUUUUUCAGUAUCUUACUCUCUACUAUAUAACAAAGUCCUAUAUCAAUGUUAUAAACCAUUUAAAUUUCUUAUCAUCAUCACUCAUGUAAUAUCCUUAUUCCUAUACCAUAACCUAUGUGGUUAAAUAUAUAUACACACGUAAAAACGCGCAAGACUUGUCGCACUGUUUGUUCCCAUGCAUGCAGUCUGUUGACAAGCUUUCAACGGCUUGUUGACAGCUUGCUACAAGGUUAUUGAGCUCAACAGACUUGUUACAAGUUGUUCUAACAACUUGCUAUCGUCCUGCAAUUCAACAAUUUGUCAACAAAUUGUGAGUGACAUAGCAACUUUGUUACAAAAUAACAACAUUGUUGCAACUUGUUGACAAGCUUGCUACAAGCCUGUUGCGAGCGCAUCUUGAUGACAAGUUGUGAGAUUUGUACGUGUGAUAGUGGCUUCAUCCAUCCAUUGGGAGUAAAGUAAGUUGUUCUCACCAAAGUCAGAUUAGCGAAAUAUGUCUGAUAUUAUACACAGUUGCCUUGAAGUCGCAAGCUUUAAAAUAUUAAAUAAUAAAUUUCGAUGUGUUUUACUAGAUCUGCGACGAAGACGUUUGGUGCUGUGAUUCCAAUCUUAGGAAUAACCUGGGUGUUUGGCGUCAUGGCGUUCAACGAAUCUUCAUUAGUCUUUCAAUAUAUAUUUGCUAUUACUAAUUCCUUACAGGUAUGUGUACAUGUAUUUUGUAGUUAUUUUUGUGGUGACGUCAGGAUCUUCACAGAAUUAUUAAGUAUGUCUUCUUUUGCAGGAAGUUAUAUUUUGAUAUUGGCCUGUCCGACAUUUUGGAGCUUAUACUUGUUAAUGAUUACAAUAUAAAUUUGUCACACUUUUCUUUUUUUAGGGAGCACUGAUAUUUAUUCUUUACUGCAUAGUUAAUAACGAGGUUAGUUUGUCGAACUUUUUUAUUUGAUGCAAAUUCGACAUUUUUUCGAAGCGUCCGUGCCGACAAAAUGCCACUCAAACAGUUGCGUACCUUAGGCAUAUUUGGUGUGGCCUCGUGUGGGGCCCCCUGUUGACUGUUGUCAUUAUUUGACUGAGAUAUUUAUAUUGAAUAUUUAUAGAAUAUUCUGGAAUAUUAUGUGUCUAUAACAAUGACAAUAACAAUCUCCAACAUAUGUAAUAAUUUUUAGGAAUAACUUUUGUUUUAUUUGGAAUGGAAUAAAAAUAUCAGCUACCUUUGUCGAUGGAGGCUAUUAUUUAGCAUUAUUAAUUUUGCAUUUUCCCAUUGAUUCUUCACCUGCAUUUUUUACGUUUUCUAAUGUACUGUACCCUAGGGGCCGGUUGUAUAAAACUCUUAAUCACUUUUUUAAUCACUAUUUUGUAGUUAAAUAGUGAUUAACUCUCAAAUACGCGCUUCUUAUUGGAUGCACGACGUUUCCACUAACUAUAGUUAACUUUAAUCACUUUUUUAUACAACCGGCCCCUGGGCGAUAUGUCGUGACUGAUGGCGGCUCAUAACUCUCAAGUUCCCUAACCUUCGUAUUCUAUUGACUAUAUGUUCAAAACUUUUUCUCAUUUUAGGUACGGAACGAACUUCGUCGAAGGAUCACAGUCUGGCAAACUCGUCGUGAAAUGUCGUCAUCAUCGGCCGGUCGGCGGACGACGUACCCGUACGUAGUCUCGUCGGAGAAAAACACGACCUUCAAUCGUACAACGGCGUCGGCACAGGCAACCCCAGACCUUUACCAUUAUCCGUUAUCUGACAUGAAAGAAGUGUUACCUCCUGGGCGAAUGUACACGUUUGAGGAUCCAAAUAUAACGCCUAAAACUGAUUCGGAAUCAAGUGUACAGGAGAAAGAGGAUCACAAAGAGGAUCAUAAAGAGGAUUACAAAGAAGAUUACAAAGAGGAUCACAAAGAAGAUCACAAAGAGGAUCACAAAGAGAAGGAGGGUGAUAGGGUAGAAGGUAAUAGAGAGGAGGGUGAUAGAAAAGAUGGACGAAGCAGUCCUGUCGAGUUGGACAAAAACUCCGGGGAUAAUGACGUCUGUGAUGAUAGUGUAGGACAGGUGUAA